AUGGCGACCGCCGCUUCGUCGAGCAGGGUGGCCGCGGUGGCGGAGCACGACGACAAGAACGAGCCGGCGAGGCCCCUGGCCAUCCCUCACCCGUACGCCCACCCGGCCGCCAGCGACGUGGACGAGGCGGCGCAGACGGCGACGGGGUGGCGCUCCGUGCAGUACCUCCGGAAGAGGCGCCGCUGCCUGCUCUGCUGCGGCGGCUGCUGCGUGGCCACCGCGGUCAUCGUCGGCAUCCUCAUCCUCGCGCUCUCGCUCACCGUGUUCAAGGUCAAGGACCCGCGCCUCACCAUGAACGGCGUCUCCCUCGCCGCCCUCAGGUCCGGCCCCGGCACGGGGCUCGCCGACCCCGUCGCCACCAACGCCACGCUCACCGCCGACGUCUCGAUCGAGAACGACAACAUCGCGUCGUUCCGGUUCUCCCCGAGCGCCACGGAGGUGUACCUCGACGGGCGGACGGUGAGCGUGGCGUACGUGCCCGGCGGCCGCGUCGGCGCCCACGGGAGCGUGCGCAUGAACGUGACGGUGGACAUCCUCGCCGACCGGCUGUCGCAGGCGGUCAACGCCACCGGCCUGCUGCUCGGCCAGCAGUACAACCUGACGACGCACACGGAGAUGGGCGGCACGGUGAAGGUGCUGGGGAUCUACAAGAAGGAUCUCGAGAUAAGGAUGAACUGCUCCAUCACCGUGGAGGUAGGGGGCUUCGCCGGCGUGCUCGUGUCCGGGGCCCCGGCCGGCGUGCACACCAACGGCGUGAACUGUGUCGCACAUGUGAGCUGA
Triticum turgidum subsp. durum (durum wheat) is the source of this 780-nucleotide messenger RNA. Lineage: Eukaryota; Viridiplantae; Streptophyta; Magnoliopsida; Poales; Poaceae. The record is from the annotation of a GenBank genome assembly.